CGGCCCGGCUGGCAGCGGCCGGCACUUCCUGUAUAAAGGCGGGCGGGCCGGGCUGCGACUCCCGCGAGCCGGGGCUGGGCUCUGGGAGGCAGGCGGCAGCGGCCGAGCGGUGGCAGGGCUGUCACCUUCGCGAGCCCAGCUCCUGGCGCUUCCCCGGGCCGUCCCUUCCGUUUCUCCGGGCUCCCGGCGUUGACAUCUACGAAGCGGAGAGCUGUAUGUGCGCGCGCGCGGGAACGGAAGAAUGGCAGUGCUCAAACUCUGCGAUCAGCCACCUCUGGUCCAGGCAAUCUUCAGUGGCGACCCAGAGGAGAUUCGCCUGCUCAUCCAUAAGACUGAAGAUGUGAACGCACUGGAUUCUGAGAAACGAACCCCGCUUCAUGUGGCUGCAUUCCUGGGAGAUGCAGAGAUCAUCGAGCUCCUGAUUUUGUCAGGAGCUCGCGUAAAUGCCAAGGACAACAUGUGGCUGACCCCACUGCACCGGGCUGUUGCUUCCAGAAGUGAAGAGGCAGUGCAAGUAUUGAUUAAACACUCGGCUGACGUCAAUGCAAGGGACAAGAAUUGGCAGAGCCCCGUCCAUGUGGCAGCAGCCAAUAAGGCUGUCAAGUGUGCAGAAGUGAUCAUUCCACUCCUGAGCAGUGUCAAUGUCUCUGACAGAGGGGGACGCACAGCCUUGCACCAUGCGGCUCUGAACGGACACAUGGAGAUGGUCAAUUUACUCUUGGCCAAAGGGGCAAACAUCAAUGCAUUUGACAAGAAGGACCGGCGUGCUCUCCACUGGGCAGCAUACAUGGGCCACCUGGAUGUUGUGGCACUGCUCAUUAACCAUGGCGCAGAAGUGACCUGCAAGGAUAAGAAGGGCUAUACCCCACUGCACGCUGCAGCCUCCAAUGGGCAGAUCAAUGUUGUCAAACAUCUCCUGAACCUGGGGGUGGAGAUUGAUGAAAUCAAUGUCUAUGGAAACACAGCACUUCACAUUGCCUGCUACAAUGGCCAGGAUGCUGUCGUUAAUGAGCUGAUCGACUACGGCGCUAACGUGAACCAGCCUAACAACAGUGGCUUCACCCCUCUGCACUUUGCAGCGGCGUCUACUCACGGUGCUCUGUGUCUGGAACUGUUAGUCAACAAUGGGGCCGAUGUGAACAUUCAGAGUAAGGAUGGCAAAAGUCCUCUGCACAUGACGGCUGUCCAUGGGCGGUUCACACGGUCACAAACCCUCAUUCAGAAUGGAGGUGAAAUCGACUGUGUGGAUAAGGAUGGCAACACACCUCUCCAUGUGGCUGCAAGAUAUGGUCACGAGCUCCUGAUUAACACCCUAAUAACUAGCGGAGCUGACACAGCCAAGUGUGGAAUCCAUAGCAUGUUCCCCCUCCAUUUAGCUGCCCUAAAUGCUCACUCUGACUGCUGCAGGAAGUUGUUAUCCUCUGGACAAAAGUAUAGCAUAGUGUCCUUGUUUAGUAAUGAGCACGUGCUGUCUGCAGGCUUUGAAAUAGACACCCCAGAUACGUUUGGAAGAACGUGCCUCCACGCCGCUGCUGCAGGAGGCAAUGUAGAAUGUAUAAAGCUCUUGCAGAGCAGCGGAGCGGAUUUUCACAAAAAGGACAAAUGUGGGAGGACCCCUUUGCACUAUGCAGCUGCAAAUUGUCAUUUCCACUGUAUUAAAGCAUUAGUGACCACCGGAGCCAAUAUCAAUGAAACAGACAACUGGGGACGGACAGCUUUGCACUACGCUGCUGCAUCAGACAUGGAUAGAAAUAAGAUGAUCUUAGGCAACGCCCAUGACAAUUCUGAAGAACUUGAAAGGGCCAGGGAAGUGAAGGGGAAGGACGCCGCGCUAUGUCUAGAGUUUCUGCUUCAGAACGAUGCAAACCCAUCCAUCCGGGACAAGGAAGGCUACAAUAGCAUCCAUUAUGCUGCGGCCUAUGGCCACAGGCAGUGUCUAGAACUGCUUUUGGAAAGAACCAACACUGGUUUUGAAGAAUCAGACGGCGGUGCUCUCAAGAGUCCACUCCACUUAGCGGCCUACAAUGGGCACCACCAAGCCUUGGAGGUCCUUCUCCAGUCCCUAGUGGACCUGGACAUCAGGGAUGAGAAAGGCCGGACGGCCCUGUACCUAGCUGCUUUCAAGGGACACACAGAAUGUGUGGAAGCACUUGUUAACCAGGGCGCAUCCAUCUUCGUGAAAGACAAUGUCACCAAAAGAACUCCACUUCAUGCCUCGGUUAUUAAUGGUCACACGCUGUGUUUGAGGCUACUACUUGAAAUAGCGGACAACCCGGAAGUGGUUGAUGUGAAGGAUGCCAAGGGACAAACCCCACUGAUGCUUGCAGUAGCAUAUGGACACAUUGAUGCCGUUUCGUUGUUACUUGAAAAGGAAGCAAACGUAGAUGCUGUUGACACAGUGGGCUGCACAGCUUUACAUAGAGGGAUCAUGACAGGACAUGAGGAAUGUGUGCAAAUGCUGCUGGAACAAGAAGCAUCCAUCCUCUGUAAAGACUCCAGAGGGAGGACACCCCUGCACUAUGCCGCUGCCCGGGGCCACGCCACGUGGCUGAAUGAGUUGGUCCAGAUUGCGCUUUCUGAAGAGGACUGUUGCCUCAAAGACAACCAGGGAUACACGCCGCUGCACUGGGCCUGUUACAAUGGUAAUGAAAAUUGCAUAGAGGUACUUUUGGAGCAAAAAUGUUUUCGAAAAUUUAUUGGUAAUCCCUUCACUCCACUGCACUGUGCAAUAAUAAACGGUCAUGAGAGCUGUGCAUCACUGCUCCUGGGGGCCAUAGAUUCCAGCAUUGUCAGCUGUAGGGAUGACAAAGGCAGGACAACCCUCCAUGCGGCAGCCUUUGGGGAUCAUGCAGAAUGCUUGCAGCUGCUUCUGAGGCAUGACGCUCAAGUGAAUGCCGUAGAUAAUUCAGGGAAAACAGCGCUGAUGAUGGCCGCUGAGAACGGGCAGGCAGGCGCUGUGGAUAUUUUGGUGAACAGUGCCCAGGCUGACCUGACUGUGAAAGAUAAGGACCUGAACACGCCCUUGCACCUGGCUAUCAGUAAAGGCCAUGAGAAAUGUGCCUUGUUAAUACUUGACAAGAUACAAGACGAGAGCCUUAUCAACGCGAAAAACAGUGCAUUGCAGACACCCCUCCAUAUUGCUGCACGCAAUGGCUUGAAGGUGGUAGUUGAGGAGCUGCUGGCUAAAGGAGCCUGUGUACUUGCCGUAGAUGAAAAUGGUCAUACCCCGGCCCUGGCUUGUGCUCCUAACAAAGACGUGGCUGACUGCCUGGCCCUCAUUCUGGCUACCAUGAUGACUUUUUCUCCUUCCAGUACAAUGACGGCUGUCAACUUCGUUUAUUUUAGAAAAGACAAUUUGAGCAGAAGGACCCUCUCCAAUAUGGGUAGUAGGGUUAGUCUGUGCAGUAACAAUUUGGACUCUGAGGGUGGGUACAAUGAAAAUGAUUCUGACUCGGAAACAUUCUAAGUUUGGGCUGUAGAGGUGUUUCCCCCAAUACUCCUGUUUCAGGAAGGGACGGAAGCCUGAAUUCCAGGUUACAUUGUAUUCAGGCAUUUGAGACCAAGCUUCCAGAAGCCAGCAGAAAAGGAGUCAGUCUAACCAAAAGAGGGCAACUAAGAUACUUCUAUGAAAGUCUACCUCUCAUUUUAAGUAAGGACAAAAAAUUAAGUAUCCCUCAUCUUUGGGGAUAAUACAACAGAGAGACAAAUAUUCAGUCUAAAGAUUUCUUUUUCCCCCUACAUACUCACCAGUGAGUUGUGUGAGGUUGGUCAAGGUGACAUUCAUGUCCCUUGGGAGGGGUGGGAAGAGGAAAUGGGAAAUGCCUAGACCCUCUUCUCACUCUGAUGUUUACUUUCUCACUAGAAGUCAAAGGUCAAGGUUCAUCUUUAGACAUGCCUGUAAUCGCCCUCUUAAGGGAGUCUACCUGACCCCGCCUCCUCCGUAGGAAGUUUGUAAAUGCCUAGAACUUCUUCCUAGGGUCUUGGUUAAAGUUGCCAGAUGAAUGUGAACAUGGUUCAUGCUCUUUUGUUAAUCACAAAUGAAAUAGCUCCCGGGGCUCCACAUAAGAAACAUGUGAGUCAUUUUUCAGUGGAGUAAUGGAUCCCAAAUUUACCCAAUAGCAUUUCAGGUGAAAUUAUAUUGUGCCAAAACUUGAAACAAUAUGCAAGUCAAAUAGGAAAUUACUGUUCGUUGAAUUUGCUCUAAAAUGAAAAUUCUAACUUUGUAACGGCAUCAGAAUGGCUGGUACUGUCCUUCAGUGGUUGGAUAGCAAAUUAGCUGCUCAGCCAAGGUCAUGCCACACGAGUGACAGUGAAAAGGAACCAAGGAAAUGACAGCAGGAAGCAGAAAUGCUUGGUGUGGAAGUGCAAACCAAUUGCCAGUUGUUUGGUAAUGAAAUCAGCAUUGUGAAUACUGUGUCUGCUCCCUCUGCCAAAGCUUCUAGGUCGAAUGGACCCCGUUCUCCACCUGGAACAGCUGUACGAAAAGAAGAAUGAGACUUUAAGAAUUAUGCACAUACACAUGCACACAUGUGUGUAUAUUUAUGUAUGUACUUCAUCAACCAGCUAUCCAUGAGGACCAAAAUGCUUCUGCUUAAACUGGGAUGUUCUAAGUGUUUUUUUCUUUCUACAUGCAAGUGAGAACUGCAGUAACUUUUCUAUGGGGUUAAAAUGUAAUCGUUUUACAUACCAGUCUUUAUUGUAUUUUAUAUUUCUAAUGACACAGAUUUCUAGUUGAUAGCUUGACAUUUGUAACCGAUGAUGUGUUGACCACAGGUUUUUGUUUUCAGACUAGAGAAUAUGUCUGUAUACUUUGAUGUAAAUGUGUUUCUAUUUAUUUGAAAUGAAAGAAAUGCCAAGAAAUAUCCACUGUUUAGAUUUGCCCUCACUCUCUGUCUCUGUCUCUCUGUCUCUGUCUCUGUCUCUCUCUCCUCUCUCUCUCCUCUCCUCUCUCUCUCUCUCUCCAUCUCUCUCUCUCUCUCUCUCUCUCUCUCUCUCUCUCUCUCUCUCUCUCUCUCUCUCUCUCAUGUCCCUUAUUUAGCAUAACAAAGUAGAUGGGAAAAUACUCUUGACUCUGGGCUACCCAAUAGCUCUGGGAUUAAACCCAGCAUUUCCCACUACUACCAGCUAACCCUUGGGUUUGUCUAUUGUUUGACCCCAUUCUGUAGCCAAUCAGAGCCUCUCUGUGGGAUGAAAACUGAUAUAGCAGAUCAUAUACACGUAGCCCAAAGUAAGACCCAGAGACUACAGAAACUACACCAAAAAUGUCACAUAGUCCUGACACUUAAUGGGAAAUGAUGCCAAGUAUGGGCACUGUGCCAGAAAAGGGAAUUUCAAAGUGCACAGAUGCUUGAGUGCUCUGGUCCACUAGCUGGAGACUUGGGAGAGAAGUCUGCAGCCAUAGGGCAUGAAUUUGCAGUAUUUUACUGUAGGUUUUCUCUUCUCCUUUGAAGUUUCUAUUUUACAAUAUUUUGAGAGUUUUAAAAAUAAUCCUAUCACAUCUGGCCCAGACCCAGAUAAUGUAUUCUAUCAUUUCCAUUGAGCUGUAAGAGACUUUGCCCUUACUAUUUUAAUAUCCUGGAUUUAAUUAAAACUCCCGUUGGUUCGUCACAAAUGAAAACUUGUUUUUGAUAGUUUUAUAAAACUGAUACUGAUGUCAUUAAAAAAAUUUGUUUUUACACCAGCAACUUUUUGUUUUUACAUUCUUGGUGUAAUGUAUCCCUCCAUCUUGUCUUUUUGUUUAGAGCAGGUCCAUUUGAACCAAGCAGACAGACCUAUUAAUGGGCAGCAAUGACCUUACCUUUAAGGAAUCCAGAGGCUUGAGGGGGCACUCACACUGAGGAAGUGUGAUGUACUGUAGUGUCUUUUUCUAGAGAUGAGUAGUGGAAGUCUUGCUGGGUUGGCAUUUAAAGCAGAAAAUGAAAUGCCUGCAUUGCUAGUGAUGCAGCCCAGAGCAAGGGUUUCACUUCUGCAAAGCAGUGACCUCGCAAGAGACAUUGUGUCUGUCGAGCUAUGCUGGACCUCCCUGGCUCAUUCUGAUAGAGGAUAUACAAACAAACACAAGGAAAUUGAGCUUACAAAGAGCCAUUCUUCUGAGUCGCUGUCUGUCUGUCUGUCUGUCUGUCUGUCUGUCUACCUACCUUCCUGUCUCCCCGCCUCACCGGUUUCCUACCCCUGUCCAACAAGACCAAAUUUUUUAAAGAAAUAACUUUUGAAAACUGAAAUUUUUAUGUAUUUUUGUUAUCUCAUCAAUGUUCACCGCAUCACUUUCUGAGGAGAAGAUGUUUUUAGUAGUUUCAGUUGCUCAGUGCUUUUAUCUAAAUGCAGUGUUUUCAGACUGUGUAUUAACCACAGCCACAUGUUUGAUUGCGCCUCCCUAGUCACUGGUGUCUGCCUAUCUUUGGUAAAUUCAUUACCAUCUCCAAAUUGCCUAAAGUCCUAGUAAAUAAUAGCUCAGGGGAUUUCUAUUCAUCACUACUAGAAGGGCGCUGUGGUAUGCUUUGGUACUUUGGGCAGUGAGCAGCUGCGGGACUUGUCAUUGCUCUAGAACAAGAACACCGGAUGGAUCUGCCACACUAGUCGUGUUUCACACUGUGGAGCAGUUUGGCUUGUGCAUCCGUGGCGCUUGUUGAGGAACUCAUCCCUUUGUGGUGUCGUAACAUGACGGUAGAGUGCCUUUUUAUAUUUGUAUAUCCUGGAAACGUUCUGUGAAACAUUUUGUAUUUUUUCAUUUGAGUGUUAUCGGAGCAAUAUAAUCCUAGUGGGCUUUUCUUUCUUUGACUGUACCAAGUGUCGCCUUUCCUCUUCCUCCCCUUCUCUGCUGUGAAAUGAAAAUGCUCAAGUUUUCUAUAGGAAUUAUGUUUGACUUUGCAGUACUGAAAUGCUUUCUUCUUACCGAACUGUAAACCAUAGGUCAGUAUUAUAGGAGGACAGCGUUUUAAGAUAGUGACAAUCUGAGCGUGUUUGUAAGAUGUAAUUCUGUGUGUUUCCUACCCGGUGAUCUGAAGACUCGAGGCGAGGAUCUUUUGUUUAGCAGUUUUGUCUCCAGACCACGCUUCAGCAUGUGCAAUAUAUCCUUGCAAAGCACGGUGAUACACAUCUUAUGCCAGUGUUACAUUUUGUAAAACGUGUUUGUAACAGCAUAAACUAUUAUGUGAUGAUUUCAGUGGGAUUUUUUCGUCUGUAAUUUUAAGAUGUAGAUUGGAGUUGAGUGACUUUGGUAAACGUCCUGAGUGUAAAAAAUGAGGAAAAAUGGCAUUGGGUUCAGUGAAGGACUUUGGACCAGUGUGAAUCUUCCCAAGCACAGGUUAAUACUUUCCCAACUACUGAGUGCUCUAAUAUGCAAUGAAGUACUUACCUGUAACAUACGAUGGACAUGCAUUCAGAUGGUUAUUUUUACAAAUAAAAACGGUACAAAUAUU
Messenger RNA from Rattus norvegicus (Norway rat), 7418 nucleotides. The record is from RefSeq and is a predicted model, not a curated record. Lineage: Eukaryota; Metazoa; Chordata; Mammalia; Rodentia; Muridae.